CGGAAGGGUUGAAAUGGGAAGAUUGUCAGCGACCGUUGGAGGUUCUUGUCCUGGACUUACCCAGAUAGAACAUCUUGGUGUUGUUUGUUUCUUCGCGGGAUGUAAUCGCCAUAAAUGUAGGUAUGGUCUGUGAAGAGUCUGUCAUUCAGCUUGUCAUCAUGCCCUUCAGCUCAAAAUUUCCGAUGCAUAUAACGAACGCUCUUAUGCCGUUUUUGCCCAAAGAUGUCAAGGAGAGAUACUCCGAGUAUAGAGUCUCAAUGGCGGAGGACGCAAGACAGAACUUGGAAGGGGAAAUGGGCGAGAGUCAACUGUACCUUAAUCUGGCUACCCUGGGCAGUGAUUGGAAGUCACAACGUAAAAUAUACGACAGGAGAAAUAUUGUUGACUAGAGUAAUUUCUCAUAUACAGAGAAGCCACAUUGGCACUAGGAUUUCCUCGAAAUCGGGAGGGAAAGAAUCAGUAGAUUGUUC
This is a messenger RNA of Neurospora hispaniola, 470 nucleotides long. RefSeq lists its product as uncharacterized. The coding region runs from base 123 to 389 and encodes 88 amino acids. The transcript has a single exon. The record is from RefSeq and is a predicted model, not a curated record. Lineage: Eukaryota; Fungi; Ascomycota; Sordariomycetes; Sordariales; Sordariaceae.